This is a messenger RNA of Fusarium verticillioides 7600, 1568 nucleotides long. RefSeq names its product 30S ribosomal protein S24e. Gene Ontology annotation, molecular function: structural constituent of ribosome. The transcript is spliced from 3 exons. The record is from RefSeq and is a predicted model, not a curated record. NCBI's taxonomy places the organism in Eukaryota, Fungi, Ascomycota, Sordariomycetes, Hypocreales, Nectriaceae. Gene Ontology annotation, biological process: translation. The coding region runs from base 174 to 584 and encodes 136 amino acids. Gene Ontology annotation, cellular component: ribosome.
GAAUCGAGGCACUAAAUCGCGCACAUUCAACGCAGAUUAGGGUUGGACCAAAUUAAGCGACCAAAGUUGGAUUUUCAGUGUGACAACUUCAUCAACCGAACGAUCUCACCCAUCAACGCCCAGUCUCUCCACCGUCAACUAACCCCCAGAGACCAUCACGACAAUCGGCAAAAAUGGCGGACAACGACUCCCCCGUCACCCUCCGAACUCGCAAGUUCAUCCGCAACCCUCUGCUGGGCCGCAAGCAGAUGGUCGUUGACAUCCUCCACCCCAACCGUGCCAACAUCUCCAAGGAGGAGCUCCGUGAGAAGCUCGGUUCUCUCUACAAGGCCCAGAAGGACCAGAUCUCCGUCUUCGGUCUCCGAACCCAGUUCGGUGGCGGCAAGACCACCGGCUUCGCUCUCGUCUAUGACUCUCCCGAGGCCAUGAAGAAGUUCGAGCCCCAGUACCGAUUGGUGCGGGUUGGUCUCGCCACCAAGGCCGAGCGUGCCUCCCGACAGCAGCGCAAGCAGCGCAAGAACCGACAAAAGACCCUCCGUGGUACGGCAAAGGUCAAGGGUGCCAAGGCCAAGAAGGAGAAAUAAACGACUCGAUGACUUGGCUUGGGCUUGUGUAUAUCCUCGGGCUGGUUGGGGAGCAGCUAUGGCUGCGUGCAUGCGGUGGUGCGUCCAUUUACGGUCCAUCCUCGUCGGCGUCGGCAUCGGCAUAGGGUACAGGGACUUGCUGGGCGGAACGGCGAGGGGCUACUCUGGACUCGAUGAGGAGGAUUGCUUUCACCGGCGUCUUUUCUCAAUUACACUAGCAUGAAAUCAAUGGUGUUCUUCGGGUUUCGGACCAAAAUCAAAAAUAACAACGUCUCUGGUUUACGCGGGUUUUCACAUUUUGGCUCUACGGUUCGUGAAUGCGUGACUCAUUACUUUAUAUCACUGCGAAAGAAAGGUAUGCAAGCGAAAACCAAAUGUCUCUAAUCAAUCAGAUGCCGCCCAGCAGCAUGAGGGUAUCAACACGUCUAUCCAAAACUCCAAACUCCACCCAAUGCAUCUUCAAAUCAACUCUCACCACAAUCCUCCAUAUAUCAACAUAGCCAAACCCAAUGCGAUCCCCACAACGACCUUCCAGUGCACAAUCUCAGCUUGUCGGCCCUCAGCGCCAGCCUUGUACACGGGGAUGUGCCAUCCACAGCGCUCCUUUCCAUCUCUUGUCUUGCAUUCGUAGUAUGUUGUUUGCGCCCAGCCCAUGCUCGCCAGCUGCUCUGCUUGAUCGGGGGCAGCUGUGACGGGAGGGUUGAAGACAGAUGGGUUGGCGUUGUUUCUGUCUUGUCUCUCUUCGAAGAAUGAACCGCCGGGAAGAUCUGGAAGACCUGUUGUGUCUGGGAGACCGGGGGAGAGUGUAGGUGCAGGUUGAGGUUCUGGGGUCUGUGUAGGUAGACAGAAGCCCAUAUUCAACAUAGCGAGGAGGGUGAAGAUGUAGUUGAGAGGUAACAUGAUUGCGGUAUUGCUUUGCUUUGAAGUUUGUAUGCUUGUAUAUCCAAAAUAUCUCGUAUAAGUUGGUUGAUUUCUGUCCCAAAG